AUGGAAACGAUCAAUGUUUAUGAUUACCUUGAGAAUGAUCAUACAUUGAUCAAUGAUCUUAUUGAUCUUAAUCUUGAUUCAUCUACUGCACCGGAUUCUAUCUUUGAGACCAGUUUAUAUGAUGAACAAAACGAGCAGAUUUUACAUGAUCGGAAUACUGCAAGACACGAUGUUACUCCGCCAAAUCAGAUGCCACCAGUCACUGUCCUAAGCCAUGGAGCCCGGAAUCCAAUGACAGCUGCUAAAGUUGAAUAUAUUGAUUUUCUGCCUGACUAUCCAGCCUCAGAUCCCAAUGGUUAUGCAUAUAUCAUCAAUACACGUGCUCUACAUCCUGACGUUGUUGGAAAAGCAUUGACAUCAUUUCAAUACUCUCAUCGGGGUGUCGGUUCAAGCCGUGAAACAUACUCAACUUUUCUAAGAUGUCAAGUCAAGAGAUAUGCUCUUCAAUGUACUGGAGUUAGAAGAUGUGAAUAUCUUUCUCCAGAAUUACAAGGAUUGAGUCAUACGCAUGCUACAGAGUCAAUAUUUGAACAUAUGAGAGACCUUCAUGCUCAAUUGAUUCAGAGGGACACUUCUAUGGAGGAGCGACGGUCGCGGAGUGUUUUUCGUGCCAUUCAAAAACGGUUUGCAGUUAACAAUGGAUGUUCCUUUCCACAGCCAGGUUGUCGUCCUAUAUUUGGGCGAUUCAGCCCAGAUAUUGCUGGAGUUUGCCAUCCAUUUAUCACGUGUGUUAAUCGCCUUUCAGCAGAUAAUAAGACUCUGCACUUCUUUUUAAAUCUGAGCUCAUCAUCUGUGUCUUAUGAUAUCCCUCUCCUACAGAGUCUCUUUGAAUCAGAGAGUCCAAUUCUAGAUAAUGAAUUAUGUGGUGUCAUUGAACAGAAAACAAGCCGCCGUCCAACGUGUGGUGUAUCUCAUCCCCAAGGCCCAGGAAAAAUGACAACGAUGGGCUGUAAGGUCUCUUUUAGGAUUCUUAUUCCAUUGGAUCUAGAUGAGUGUUCAUAUGCUGUCUUUCUAUCUACUGGCACUCAUUCCCAUCCUCCCCCGCCCCCAAGCAAGCCACCACAAAUUAUCUUAGAUGAGAUCCUUGACUUGAUGAAGCGCAUGCGAAAUCCAGAUCUCACACUGAGCACUUUCCUCCGCAGCCCACAGCUGAAGGAAUUUUGUCAGAAGUACGAUGGAAAAGAACUCUCUCAGAUCCAUUACAGCUUUGUAAAUCGAGACAAGCUUUCAGCUCUUACUACUAAGAUAAGAGCUCUUCUAUUUCCUCAGGGAAGAGACUUUAAUGGGGUAGUCUUUGAGCAUCAACGGAAUGUAAAAUAUCAGACCUAUGUACGACGAAUAUUUGCAGAAAAUGAUUGUAUUAUGAUAAUAUGUGGAUUUGAUCAACAGAUUCAAUUUCUGGCCUCUCUAUCAAGCUUUGAGGUGGACAUGUCCUAUAAGAGAGUCAAGGGAGCCUUUAAUGAGGUGAUAUUUGCAACAUUUCUUCCUGAUCAUAACAAGGUCUUCACACUGCUCCGGGUGUUUAUCAAUCAGGAGACUGCUGAAAGUUAUAGACUUUUAUUCCAGCAAGUGUUCUCUCUCGUUUCUGAAGUAUGUGGAAGACCAGUAAAGUUCCAUUAUUUACACAACAGUGGGAUAAAGGCUGUUGUGGUUGAUAUGGAUGCAAAACAGAUGUCUGGUCUUGGCCAUUACCUUCAAUCUCUAGAUCCAUUAUGUCGACCGUGGACAUGGCAGCUAAAAAAUAUUAUUAUUUUUUGUCAUGUCCACUUCAAACGAACAAUCACUAGGCUAUUGGGAUCAGAUAGAGAUUUAGGAUCUGAAGAACUGUAUCAUUCUCCCUGGUUCAGAAUGAAAAGUCUUCUAUCUUGUGAGAGUGAAGAUGACUAUUAUCAUUUGAUUGCACUUCUACAAGAUAAUGAGAGCCCGGAGAUCGUUCAGUGGGCUGAGCAUAAAAAACACCCUGUUAUUGCAGCUGGUCUAAAUAAGGCUUGUUCCUUGAUGAAUCCUACCUUUUUUGAGUCUACAAGGAAUAUUACAAAUGCUGUUGAGCAGAGUCAUUACAAGUCAUACUGGAUGGGUGUAUACGAUUCUUUGCUUGGUGCCACAUUGGGAUCUUUCACCAUUGAUCAGCGUGAUAUUGACCAGUACAAUGCCAGAGUGGCCUUUGGAAUCUAUCACAAUUCCAGAGAUAAUAGCCUAGAGACCCGAUAUUACAAUCAUUUGGGCAAUGACAAUACACGAAAAAGAAAACAAGCAAAUCAUUCAGAUUCUCAACAGUCAGACAUAGAAGAUGAUAUUCUAUUUCAGUCCAGCUCCUCUGGCUUUAUACCUGCGAGAAGAAGAGGUAGCUCUCAUUCUUCUAGAGGUCGGGGUUCAAGGUCACCAUCUGUGGUAUCCUUAAGAUCAAGACGAUCUGUCAAUUCCCCAUCCGCAAGAUCAUCAUUUCAUGCACAGACACCAAAUCUGCAACAGACUGCAAUGGCUAAUAUUCAAUUUCAAUAUCAAAAUCAACAACAAGAGAGAGAUCUGGAAUAUGAUAGAGAACGGGUAAGGUUACUGGAAAGGCAAUUAGAGCUCGAGGAACGACUUCAGGCUAUACGAGGGAGAACUAGUUCCUAUUAUUAA
Molecule: messenger RNA, 2625 nt
Organism: Aspergillus chevalieri
Lineage: Eukaryota; Fungi; Ascomycota; Eurotiomycetes; Eurotiales; Aspergillaceae
Exons: 15
Coding region: 1-2625 (874 amino acids)
Source: RefSeq, a predicted model, not a curated record